AUGGCGGCAGAGGCCUUUUGUGCAUUCGACAAGGACGGGAGUGGGUACCUCACCCUGCAGGAGCUCUGCGAGGCGCUCGAGUCAAUCGGAUGCGACGUGACCAUGGAUAGAGCAGAGUCUCUUCUCUCCAUUAUUGACGCCAACAAUGACGGUAAGGUUCAGCUCUGUGAAUUUGAACAGCUGAUGUACAUCUUGCAACACGCAGACCUAGCCUGUGACGAGUCCGUCCUUUUCUAUGCUACCGAUCUCGACCGGUCCGGGUCCAUAGGCACUAACGAGCUACACAGCAUAUUAACAAAAAUAGGGAUUGACUGCUCACAGAGAAGGGUCGAACAGCUUAUGGGCCGAAUAUGCAGCGGAGAGAUGAACUACGUUGAGUUUAUGCGACUUAUGACUACAGUGCGCCAAUGCCUCAGGCUACAUAGCCAACCAAACACCCCUAACACCACCCACGAGUAUGCUUGA
Giardia duodenalis is the source of this 465-nucleotide messenger RNA. RefSeq names its product Calmodulin. Gene Ontology annotation, molecular function: calcium ion binding; enzyme regulator activity. The record is from RefSeq and is a predicted model, not a curated record. The transcript has a single exon. NCBI's taxonomy places the organism in Eukaryota, Fornicata, Diplomonadida, Hexamitidae. The coding region runs from base 1 to 465 and encodes 154 amino acids.